This is a messenger RNA of Aptenodytes forsteri (emperor penguin), 2340 nucleotides long. RefSeq names its product spermatogenesis associated serine rich 2 (gene SPATS2). The transcript is spliced from 12 exons. Gene Ontology annotation, molecular function: protein binding. Lineage: Eukaryota; Metazoa; Chordata; Aves; Sphenisciformes; Spheniscidae. Gene Ontology annotation, cellular component: cytoplasm. The record is from RefSeq and is a predicted model, not a curated record. Bases 298 to 1950 code for a protein of 550 amino acids.
CUGAGAAGACCGAUACCAACUGCUGCAGUCAGGCUUCGUGACAAGAAGUUGCUUUUCGGAGGAAGGAGCUGCAGUGCUCUGCUGGCCUGUCAGCAGAUUUCUGACAACUCCAGACCCCGUUUGCCCUCGCAGCUGGGAUUUUGCCAUCCCAAACCAGAUAUCUGCCGUUUCCCGCAUUGAUACAAGGCGGCGUGUGAAUUGCAACUGCCAGCUACGUUGCUCAAGGGCGAGGAAUCUCUCUUCCCCCUACCCCACCCCCCUUCCUGUAUAGCUGGACGUUAGAGCAAACACGCUGAGAUGUCUAAAAAGCAAAAUACAAAAGAUCCGUCUGGGUUUAUUUUUGAUGUGCAGUCCAAUACUGUGAUGGCCCAAGGAGGAACCUUUGAAAACAUGAAGGAGAAGAUCAGCGCGGUGCGUGCAAUAGUCCCCAACAGGAGCAACAAUGAGAUUGUCCUUGUGCUGCAGCAUUUUGACAACUGUGUGGACAAAACAGUGCAAGCAUUUAUGGAAGGUAAUGCCAGUGAAGUACUGAAAGAAUGGACUGUAACAGGCAAAAAAAAGAACAAGAAGAAGAAAACCAAACCGAAACAGCAAGCUGAAUCGAGCCCCGGCCUCCCAGACCCCGGUAAAUUGGUGUCCACUGAAGAGGAGCAGUCGGCAAACUCGGAGAAGGGUGGAAUUAACGGUUUCCAUGUCAACGGCUGUGCCCACGACACGGAGUCUGUGGACUCGCUCAGCGAAGGUUUGGAUGCACUUUCAAUUGAUGCCAGAGAGCUGGAGGAUUGCGAGUCUGCUGCACCAGACAUGCCUGAUAGAACAGCAGUGCCUGAACUAGAGAAUGGAAUAGCAGACUUUGACACAAAAUCGCUCAUCAUGCAUCCUUCCCAGAGCCCUUCGUCUCUUAGACAGCGGCCUGAGCAGAGGAGUGCUAGCAGGUCUCUGUCCAGAUCAACAGCGAGCAAUUCAACUCCUGCGUCCCUGUCUGUAAUGCGGCUGGAAGAUGUUCCAGUUUCACCUGCAAACAAGAAGCUAGGUUCUAAUAUUGAAAAAUCAGUGAAGGAUCUCCAGCGCUGCACCGUUUCACUGGCUCGGUACCGGGUUGUGGUGAAGGAGGAAAUGGAUGCUUCCAUUAAGAAGAUGAAACAGGUCUUUGCUGAACUGCAGAGCAGCCUUAUGGAUCGCGAGGUGGCGUUGCUGGCUGAAAUGGACAAAGUGAAAGCAGAAGCAAUGGAAAUUCUGGUCAGCCGCCAGAAGAAGGCAGAAGCCCUGAAGAAGAUGACUGAUGUGGCAGUGCGAAUGUCGGAGGAGCAGCUGGUCGAGCUCAGAGCCGACAUAAAGCACUUUGUGAGCGAACGGAAGUACGACGAGGACCUGGGCAGGGUGGCGCGGUUCACGUGCGACCUGGACACGCUGAAGAAGAGCAUCGCCUCAUUCGGCCAAGUUUCCCAUCCAAAGAACAGCUACUCCACCCGACUGCGGUGCAGCUCCGUCGCAGCCGCCUCCCUGAGCGGUCCCAGCGAGACCUCUGCUCCCUCCACCCCCGCGUGUGCCUCCGCCGCAAGCCUUACCACGGCGAGCAAGAAGCCCUCGUCCUCAGCCGAGGCAGCCGUGGGGAAUGCCACCGGCCGCCCUCCCCAGCCUUCGCGAGAGGCUUUCCAGGGGAACAGGCGGCCAGGAGCGUGGCCCAGGUCCCAAGGCCAGCGCCACGUCAGCCCCCCGGCCCCCGGCCGCUACAACAACGGCAACCGACACAGGAACGGGCCGGGCCAGGCCCACGGCAGGCGGCAAACCUCGCCCCUGGCAGCCUCCCCUGGCAACCCCAGCCAGACUCAGCCCACGGGCACCAGCGGCGCCUCGGGGCGGCCCGGCCCCCCUCCCUCCGGCACAGAGACCAAGGGCCUCCCGCAGCGUAAGCCCAGAGCCAGUCGUCAGGAGGGAGCGAACUCCUGAGAGCCCCCGGGCUCUCCCUUCCUGCCACAAGUCCCACGUGAGAACCAGGCUGUAGGAAGCUCCUAGCUAGGAUACUAACGAAGGAAAGUUUACACUUCUCAUUUUUCGUGCCAUUUUUUUUUGUUUGUUUUCUUCUCUCGUCCUUUUCCCUUCCUCCCCCCCCCCCUCUCCUUUGCUUUGGGUUCUUCUCACGCCUGCGCCGCACCGUCGGAGCGGGUUCAGGCCGUCUCUCUCUUGCCCUUUUCCUUUCCCCUCCAGAAAUUCACCUUCGUCGGCCCAAUCUCUGGCAGCGCUGGCCAAAACCCAGCCCCCAGCAUCUUUUCUUCUGUGCACCAACAUCUGGGCCUCGCCUCGGGGGAGCGGCCCGUGACAGCCCAUCCCUCCUGCUGG